AUGACUUCUGAGAUAAUAGAGAUCUCGGACGAUGACUCGACUCUAGACAGUGAAACUGACCUUAGAACGUUGGUUGCGCAACAACAGCAGCACAAGAGCGGCAACGAGAUUGAUACCACCGAACAGGAUGAGUUCAACAACCUGUCAAAAGAUGGCAAGCUUGCCAGGUUGAACAACUUGAUUGAAAAGUCGCAGGUCUACUCUAGAAUCAUCGCCGACAACAUCUUGCAAACCACGUUGGCCAACCAAAAAAACGCGUCUGCCGCUGCUGCCAAGGAGGAAGAGCCUAAUGAGGCGUUGCCCCAGAGGAAAAAGAGAAGAGUCGCUGGGGCUAAACGGGACAUUGCCUCGAUGUUGUCGGCCGACAUUUCCGAAAACACCAGGGCCACCAGGGAAAAGAUUGAAAAGUCGCAGGUGCAACACAACACCAACCAGCCGCGCAUCGUGAGCGGCGGCGUCAUGAAGGACUACCAGUUGGACGGCUUGGAGUGGCUUGUUACCCUCUACCAGAACGGCUUGAACGGGAUCUUGGCCGACGAAAUGGGCCUAGGCAAGACCCUCCAGUGCAUUGCGUUUCUCGGGUUCUUGAUCGAAAACGGCAUCAAGGGGCCCUUCUUAGUGGUGGUGCCCUUGUCGACCCUCGCCAAUUGGUAUAAUGAAGUGCAAAAAUUCGCACCCAAGAUUAACGUUUUAAAAUAUCAGGGCCUAAGGCAAGAUCGCGCGAAAAUCAACUUGAAAACAACACGGGCAAAUGUCAUCAUCACCACUUAUGAGAUCUCAAUCAGAGACUUUAGCAAGUUUAACAGUAUAAACUGGGCAUACUUGAUAGUUGACGAGGGGCAUAGAUUGAAAAACAGCCAGUGCUUGUUGAUCAAGGUUUUGAAAAAGUUAAACACGACUAACCGGCUCUUGAUCACUGGCACCCCGUUGCAGAACAACUUGAACGAGUUGUGGUCCUUACUCAACUUUAUCUUGCCCGAUAUCUUCCACGACUUGGAGUUGUUUCAGCAAUGGUUUAAUUUCGACGAGAUGACCAGGUUUGAAGAGAAUGAAGAAGACGAAGAAACGAGAAACUUUAUCAAGUUCAACAUCCAGGAGACGUUGAUCAAGAACCUCCACACGAUCUUGAAGCCGUUUAUCUUGAGAAGGUUGAAACGAGACGUGAUCAAGGACCUCCCGCCGAAAAAGGAGUAUUUGAUCCACAUACCGUUGAGCCGGUUGCAGAAAAAAAUCUAUCUCGACGCCUUGAAUGAUGAUUUACAACGGGGGCUAAUCGAGAGCAACAUUAAGGAGUUUAUACAGUACAACCACGUUGACUUGUUUGCAGGGUUCGACAUCGAUGCAUAUUUGAAAUCUAAACGUAACUCCAAAAAGGAGAUAAUUGGAAAGAGAAGCACCAAGGUUACAGACAAGACAUACAUAGAGGCAGAUUCCGAGGAUGAGUUUGAAAUACUGGAUGAAUCCAUGGACUCGCAAGAUGAUGAAGACGAGAAAUCAUUACCGACGUAUGAACAAGCAUUGGCCCAGAUUCCGCAACUUCAAAGAAAAUCGGAAAAGCAAAAACUCCUCCUAUCGUCUCUCUACAACAAAAUCACAACCCAUAUUAAACAUUUAAAACUCCGGGCAUUAAAGUUGAUCCAGUUGAGAAACAUCUGCAACUCGCCGUAUCUAUACUACGAACCAUUCCCGCUCAAUGGCAACCACGACGACCAGUUUAUGGAAAUCCUACUUGCCAACUCGUGCAAGUUCCAAGCACUCGAGCAAAUAGUCAUCCCGCUCAUCACCUCGGGCCACAAGUGUCUCAUUUUCUCGCAAUUCACCAAAGUGAUGGACCUCAUUCAAGACUGGCUUAGUCAUAUCGACAUCGAAGUAUGUCGAUUAGAUGGCUCGACUCAACACGAAGAACGCGAGGAGCAGAUUUCACUAUUCAACAACCCCAAGUCGCCAAUUCAGGUGUUUUUGCUAUCGACGCGAGCUGGUGGCUUGGGGAUCAAUUUGACCGCGGCUGACACUGUGAUCCUUUUCGAUAACGACUGGAACCCACAAAUGGACCUCCAGGCCAUUGACAGGAUACAUCGGAUUGGACAGACCAAGCCUGUGAAGAUCUUCCGGUUCGUGGUGCGGGAUUCCAUCGAGGAGAUCUUGAUCAGCAGGAGCAGCUCGAAGCGGUUCUUGGAGAAGCUUGUGAUACAGAUGGGGGAGUUCAAGUUCAACAAGAUCAAGAAUAUGAUUGGUGGUGGCAGCGGGGAGGAAAAUGACGAGAUGGGCGUCAAGGAGUUGUUAGAGUUGAGCAAGCAUAAUUUUAAGUACAUCCAUGGGGGAGGAGGCGAGGAACAACAACGAGAUAGGAAACACUCUGGUGAUGAGUUGAGGUUGACUCGCAGGGAGCUCGACGAGUUGCUUGACCGAUCAGACGAGUGUUAUCGCAACACGGACGAUUCCCGGUUCAAGAACGUGACAAUCUUUGAAACCAUCAACAACAUGGAUAAGUAG
Messenger RNA from Lodderomyces beijingensis, 2493 nucleotides. The record is from the annotation of a GenBank genome assembly. NCBI's taxonomy places the organism in Eukaryota, Fungi, Ascomycota, Pichiomycetes, Serinales, Debaryomycetaceae.